ACGUCGUCCUAUGGAAACUGCGAACACGCUGGAGGACUGAAGGGAACUGGUGGAGAGCGAGCGUUGGUCACUAAAAUGGCGGCCAACGAGUUGGGCGAACCGAAGGCAACGGAAAUUGUCAGAGGCCAAGUGUUCGAAGUUGCACCGCGGUACACGAAUUUAGCCUACAUUGGAGAAGGAGCCUAUGGCAUGGUCGUCUCUGCAUUUGACAAUGAAACCAACGAAAAAGUAGCCAUCAAGAAGAUCUCGCCCUUUGAACACCAGACCUAUUGCCAGCGGACGUUGCGGGAAAUAAAAAUACUGACGCGGUUUAAACAUGAAAAUAUUAUUGACAUCAGAGACAUCAUUCGGGCACCCACAAUUGAACAAAUGAAGGAUGUCUACAUUGUGCAGUGUCUGAUGGAGACUGACCUGUACAAGCUGCUGAAGACGCAGAAGCUGAGCAACGACCACAUUUGCUACUUCCUCUACCAGAUUUUGCGUGGCCUCAAGUACAUUCACUCUGCCAACGUGCUGCAUCGAGAUCUCAAACCCAGCAACCUGCUUCUCAACACAACGUGCGACCUCAAGAUCUGUGAUUUUGGGUUGGCACGAGUGGCAGACCCCGAGCAUGACCACACGGGCUUCCUGACUGAGUACGUGGCGACACGCUGGUACCGGGCGCCCGAGAUAAUGCUCAACUCAAAGGGCUACAGUCAAGCCAUCGAUGUCUGGUCCGUCGGCUGCAUCCUGGCUGAGAUGGUCUCCAACCGGCCCUUGUUCCCUGGAAAGCACUACCUGGACCAGCUGAACCACAUCCUCGGUGUCCUCGGCUCACCUGGCCCUGACGACCUCAACUGCAUCAUCAACGAAAAGGCGCGCUCCUACCUGCAGUCAUUGCCCCACAAGGCCAAGAUACCAUGGUCCAAGCUGUAUCCGGAUGCAGACCCUAAAGCACUGGAUCUCUUAGACAAGAUGCUGACCUUCAACCCUCAUCGAAGAAUAAACGUUGAAGAGGCGCUUGCACAUCCUUACCUGGAGCAGUAUUAUGACCCUGGUGAUGAGCCUGUGGCAGAUGAGCCAUUCAAGUUUGAGACGGAGCUGGAUGACCUGCCCAAGGAGCAACUCAAGUUGCUGGUCUUUGAGGAGACCCAGUUGUUCCAGGCGCGCAACGCCAGCAGGCCACCACAGCAAGCCUCCUCCUGAGCUGAUGGUGCUGCUGCCACUUCCAUAGUGUAUGUCUGUCUCGGAGUUCCAGUGCCACACACGGGCGACUUCAUGUCCCCCGGGCAACUUGCAAGGCCCCCAGUGGCGCAAAGACGUUUUGAUCCCCCCCCCUGUUCUGGACUCCUUACCGGGUAGCUGCCGAAGAAAGGGCCGCUGCCAUCGUUGCUGGAUCCCAAGAAUGGGCUCCGUGCGAUGUCUGUGCUUUAAUAAGGUGCCCUCCCCUCCCCACCUGCUGCCCAUCUUCCGCAAUGUUAGAGAGUCACGCGGACCGUGAAUUCUGUCCUGACAUGGCACAUGGCUCAGGUGCUUGCCAUUGUGAAAGUGUGCAGAAACCUGUUUCAGAUCAUGUGCACACAUUACAGAGCACCCGUGUCACGUAAUACUGCCUCAAGGCUGGGCUCUUGUUCCGCUGCAGCUCUCUUUGUUGCACAUCUUCUUUGUUUUUAGCUUAAUUUACACACACUCUCCCACGUGCAGGCUGCUCUUUCUCGUCCCUGUUGUGCCCACCUCCUGGUUUGCCACCAUCGCUCGUGUGACUCUCCCCCCCCACACACACUUCGCACUGUCCUCUCCCUGCUGUGUGUCAUACUUUUGGGAAGAUGAGGCGGGUGCAGAAAUGGUCAAGGGCCUCUCGUGACCGCUUAUAACCCUCCUCAACAGUGCUGCCUGCUCACUUUGAACGGACAGUACGGUUGUUGAAGGAGCGUAACACGACCAGGUUUUUCCAUCGACGCCUUUGGACAUAUACUCCAGCAAAAUGAAAAUGCUGGUACGAUGGAGAUGGCCCGCGGUUUGCCGACUUCUGGAUACGUGUUUGUCGCCGAAGAGACGUGUUAUACAGUCAUUUUGUGAACGACGUAGCAUGUAAAUAGGGCUAGCGUUAAUGUUAGCAAAACAGACAGGCACUUGUGCGCGAAGCCAGUUGCGAUUUGCCACUUGCAAUGACACGGCCCCACUCUUUUCUUAAUUGCUGUUUCGGCCUCCUCUUACGACUCUUGCGUUCGAAUCCUUUUCGCAGAUACUGUAGCUGUCUUUUGCUUCCGGGGGCAGGCCAAAUGACCACCUACCUGACAUUGGCUCAUUUUUGGCCAGGUGUGAGAAAGCUGCUGCUCACUCAAACGUGUUCCUUGGGGCUGCCGCCACUUCUCAUGGCGCUCUUUUUCCCCCCAGCCGGUUCCGGUGUUGUGCGAUAUGUUGGCAGGGAUGACAGUUGGAGCGAACUUCUGCAUCUGCUUUGUUCUUCGUCGUGGUUAUCUUCUUGGCUCUGCUUUAUCGUGCAUGGCGCCCCCUUUUUCUCUUUGCUGGGGCUUUAGGUGUGUAUUCCGUUAUGAAAAAAAAAUCUGUCGUGCGUAUAUGUGUGCGUCUCUUUGGCUCGCAUUGUUCCAGUGAUAUUGUCCGUGAGUUCUGCGGGGCUUUCGAAUUUUUUCACCUGUGUUGUGAUCUAGGUUGCUUCGCAUGUGAUUUCUUCAUCUUUUUUUCCAUUAUUCCUCGACGUGUCAAACUCCUCCAUGCUGUCAAUGCAAGCUGUGCCCAAUUGAUAGUUGGGGAUGAUCAAAAUGCUGCGAGCAACAUUUUACCGCUGAGCGCAAUGCCACAGCGAGGAUGGUGUCUUCCAGGUGUUCCUUUGGAGGUCGAGACCCCAUGUUUCAGCAGCUUCGUUAUGCGCUGCGGAGAAGGUCCUUGCUAGCAGAAUUUUAACUGUCUCCUCUUUGUUCCACAGAGCAGCGGUGUCCGGAUUAGAAGUGCACAGGUGGGUGCAGGGAAGUGAAUGCAACUGUCUUUCCCCGCUACAAGCAUGUAAUAUAAUUGCGCCAGCUUGCCUUGCAGGUAGCGUAGGUCCCUGAUCCUGAUUGGGGCAUGUAGGAUACGCUGCUCUGUGUAUAAAACUAUAAGCAAGAACAAAAACGGUAGCAGCACCAUCUACUCUCACGCCGCUAGGCCGAGAAGUGCAUUCACACUAGGCUCUCUCCCUUUCUUAUGCCAUGCAGACAUGCAGUUGCAUCUGGCUUGCAAGCUUGACUAAAUUAAAAGCUUUGUUUGUUUGUAUUCUUUCUUCUCUUCAUUACACAUGUCAACUUCCUCUGCCCAAAAUAUUUAUAGGAGCGUGGCUUCUUGGUUUUGACUUUGUUGAAGUACAGUCGAACUCGAAUGUAACAAACGUCAAUAAAGUAAAUUUCUGUUGAACAUACGAAACUUAAUGACUGAUACUCGCGUAAAAUAACUACCUCUAACGAACUGGUCAUUUGAUAUGUUGAAUUUGGGGUGCCUGCUUCAAGUGCCCUAAAACCGUUUGCUGGCCACAAAUGCAGUGUUCAGGAUAGUUUUUUUAUGUAAAAGUUUUUUUUUUUUUGGUUAUGCUCUUUUUUCUUGUGCACUUUCUGUGAGGGAUGUGCUGCGCCGGCACUGCCAACAUUGAUGGAAGUGGACUUGAGUAGGCCUAAACAAUCUCGUGCAUUGAGAAUGCCAUUCUCAGUAAUUCUGAAAAACAGUUCAAAGCACAAGCAAGAAUAGCUGCCUACUUUGUGCGGUCUUGUUUGCAAUUGAUGAAUUAUUUCUUGCUUCGUUUUUCCUCUGGAGAUGAGAAAUUCAUUAUAAUGAACCUUUCGGAAAACACUUUCGUUCUUUGUAGGCUAGUUUGGGUAUGUUAAAUUAUGUGAUAUAUCAAGCUAUUUUUAGCGCAUACUUGUUCGUUAUAACCGGUUCGGCUGUACAUCAGACAAGCUGUGUAAUCUUUUUUCAAUCAAUGUUGCAAGCCUUUUCAUCUAUAUAAGCAUUCAGUGGCGACAGUGGCCAAACAAGCACUGCGCCGCUGGCCUUUGCGUAGCAAGGAUGAACCGCUGGAAGCAGCUCAUGACAAACACGCUUCAUAAAAACUUGGUAGCGCGAUUUUGCUCAUCAGCUCGGAAGCAAGUGGUGGUCGCAGCAGUUGACCCGGACAGCAGGUGACAUAGAGUGCCAGCAAAAGCAUUGGAAAUCAGGUCAAGCGUGCACUUCGAGAAAAGUUUGCACCCUUUGGGGCAUAUUUUGUUCCCAAACAAUAAUCGUCAAUCUCGCAUGCGUUUCAUUUAACACUGUGCACUGCCGGUACUUUCAGGCCACAAACGGCACGCGCGUUAUCGCCGUAACAUAGCGUUCUUGACAGGAAAGUGGCGAAUGCAGAGUUUUCGAGAAAGCAAACACGAACAAGACAGAUAAGUAAUAGAAAGUUUUAGCUUGUCCGAUAUUCUGCUAAACGGGUGGGACAGAGUGGACAGAGCCGUGGUGCCACAUGGUGGUGCAGAGCUCAGCCAGACAAUGACAGAGCUAAUAUUGCAGUAAAUGAGUGUGUUUUAAUUCACUGCACACGAUUACGCCGCUGCCGAAAAUUUACAGCAGCAAAGUAGAACACACUUAUUUACUGUAAUAUUAGCUCCAUGUUAGUCUGGUUGAGCACUGCACCAGCAUGUGGCUGCACCGUGCAAGCUGCUCAAGUUGGUGCCUCCACCUAUCCGGUAAAACGCCGUCUGCCUGCGUUUAGCGGAAUACCGGACCCACUAAAACUCUGUAUUGUUUGGGGACUGGACACACCACAAAGGGUUUAAACUUUUUUUCUUGAGAGUGUAUGUGUAUAUUUUCUUUUGUGGCUCCGUGUGUGAUAUGCUAGCCAGUGUGUGCUGGUUGCCUUUUAUGUAGGUUUUAGUUGCCGAUAAUCUAGGGUUGAGAAAAUACAGUGAGAGAUGAGAAGGUUGUGACGUAGUGCAGCCUGACGAACAGAAGCACUUCCGAGAUGUUCCACUGUGUAUUAUAUAAGUGUACGCGGUAGUUUGUGUUUCUUUGUGUCUAACUGUUGAUAUUUUUCUUCCGCCACCUCAGAGUGCAGGUUUUUGGACAUAUGCACAUCUCUGUACAGCACACAACUCGUGAUCCCUGUGUAGGCAAAGAACAUUGUGUGAAUGCAAUCAAUGAAGCUGCACACAAAUUGUUUCAGGGAAAAUUUUUUUUUUGCGAGUUAUUUUAUUUUCCCACCCACCUCUGUCUUUCCUUUCUUUCGCCUGUUGUUUCUUCUUUCUGUGAAGAAGAAAAAAAAUGCCUACUGUGCGAAGUUUAUGGGAUGCAAGGAAGGAACGAAACUUCGAAAUAUCAUUCAUUGUAAAUGCAAACGAACAGAAUACUAUAUUUAUUGAUUUUUUUUUAGAUCCUGCUGUUGUAGAUUUUUGAAUAAAUACUUCAUUUCCUUCCUGCAA
This is a messenger RNA of Dermacentor silvarum, 5429 nucleotides long. RefSeq names its product mitogen-activated protein kinase 1 (gene rl). The coding region runs from base 76 to 1185 and encodes 369 amino acids. NCBI's taxonomy places the organism in Eukaryota, Metazoa, Arthropoda, Arachnida, Ixodida, Ixodidae. Gene Ontology annotation, molecular function: MAP kinase activity; ATP binding. The record is from RefSeq and is a predicted model, not a curated record. Gene Ontology annotation, biological process: intracellular signal transduction; protein phosphorylation. The transcript has 8 exons. Gene Ontology annotation, cellular component: nucleus; cytoplasm.